Messenger RNA from Asparagus officinalis (garden asparagus), 1688 nucleotides. RefSeq names its product phosphatidylinositol N-acetylglucosaminyltransferase subunit A-like. NCBI's taxonomy places the organism in Eukaryota, Viridiplantae, Streptophyta, Magnoliopsida, Asparagales, Asparagaceae. The record is from RefSeq and is a predicted model, not a curated record.
ACGAGGAGAAGGGUUCCUGCGAAACGCACUCAAACUUCCCUACUUCCUCACGUUAAUUUGCCAGCUCCCUCUUUUCUCCUCUCAAAUUCUCGCUUCCUAAAGAACUCAGAACACCCCUAACUUGCUCCAUCUCACUUCCAAAAAUGGCCCCAAACUGUGCCAAUUCUUGGCCCAGAAAAUCUCCCUCCAAUCCUUUCCUCAAUCACCUCCGAACUAUUCUUUUUGCCCUUCUCGUAUUCUCUCUGGGUGCUCUCUUGCUUACUUUUCCCACCACUUCUUCCUCACUCUUCCACACUUCCCUCACUUCCAAACACUUUUCCGGCGACCUCCGAAAUGUGAAAUUCUCAUGGAAUUUACUUACUUUCUCAUCGGAUCGACCUCCCCCCACUUCCCUCAAAAUCGCUGUUUUCUCCCGUAAGUGGCCUGCCGCGUCUGCACCAGGCGGCAUGGAGCGGCACGCGUUAACUCUCCACACCGCUCUCGCUCGUCGUGGCCAUCGAAUUCAUGUUUUCACUUCUGCUCCGCCCCCGAACGAAGCCGUGCCCACUUCCACCGGCCACCCGAAACUCCACUUCCUUGAAGGCCCGCCAGGCCAAUGGCGGUGUGAAGAUGCAUGGGCCUUGUUUGAGGCCGAGAAUCUCGUAGAGCCUUUCGACGUUGUCCACUCCGAAAGUGUCGCACUACACCAUAGGUUUGCUAGCCGAUUGCCCAAUCUAGUAGUCUCUUGGCACGGUAUUGCACUUGAAGUCCUACAUUCAAACAUCUACCAGGAUUAUCUCAUCCGUGAGCUUGACGAGCCGACUAGUCCCUCUUUCAACAAUUCCCUCUCUUCUUCGAUGUUCAAAGUUCUCAGUGAGAUCAGAUUCUUCAAGAACUACACACACCAUAUUGCGGUUAGUGAUAGUAUGGGUGAGAUGUUGCGCGAUAUGUAUCAAAUACCAAAGGGAAGAGUUCAUGUUAUUCUCAAUGGCGUCGAUGAGGAUGAGUUUGGACCUGAUAAGAAUCUCGGUGCAAAGUUUCGAUCGGAAAUUGGCGUACCCAAUAAUGCCGCAGUUGUUAUGGGCGUUGCUGGGCGUUUAGUUAAAGACAAAGGACAUCCUCUACUGUUUGGAGCAUUCUCCAAACUAAUCACCAGGUACCCAAAAGUCUACCUAGUCGUCGCCGGAACCGGGCCUUGGGCCCAAAGAUACACCGAUCUCGGCCCAAAUGUGAUCGCCUUAGGUGCCUUGCCACCGUCCAAGCUCAAAGCAUUCUACAAUUCCAUCGACAUUUUUGUCAAUCCGACGCUCCGUCCACAAGGGUUAGACCUCACAUUGAUGGAGGCAAUGCAAUGUGCGACACCAAUCAUGGCGACUAGGUUGCCUAGUAUCAAACAGAGCAUCAUCAUCGAGGAGGAUUUUGGGUUUAUGUUUGCACCAAAUUUGGAGGAAUUGAUCGUGAUGGAUGCAGCAGUGUCGGAGGGAAAGAGGAAGUUAAGCGCACAGAGAAAGAAAGUUAGAGAGUAUUCGGCAUACUUGUUUACGGAGGAAAUGGCAAUGGCAUAUGAGAGGUUGUUUCUCUGUGUAAAAGAUGAGCGGUAUUGUAGUUACCCUUUGAAUUUUGAUUGAAUUCAUUGUUUCCAGGGUAAUGAUAAUUUUUUUUUUUAGAAAAUAAGUAAAGUGCACUGGAUAAAGAAUUUUAGAAGUUAA